Molecule: messenger RNA, 2547 nt
Organism: Microtus ochrogaster (prairie vole)
Lineage: Eukaryota; Metazoa; Chordata; Mammalia; Rodentia; Cricetidae
Gene: Piwil4
Product: piwi like RNA-mediated gene silencing 4
Molecular function (GO): RNA binding; protein binding
Source: RefSeq, a predicted model, not a curated record
AUGAGCGGUCGGGCUCGAGUGAGGGCACGAGGCAUGGCCCCCCACCAUGGUGCCAGAGAAGUGGGGAGCACCCCAGGAAAUCUCAUGGCCAUGUUCUCCAGUCCUGGGGACAGUCAGGUGUCCAGCAGUGGAGCCAGUGACAUUUCACAGUCAGAUGAGGUUACCGUCUCUUCUGAUGAUAGUGGAUGUUCCUUCACGGAAAGAGGCCAAGUCACACGGGACUUCGUAGACUUGAGUGUCUGUACCAGGGAGAAGAUGGCACACGUGAAAGAUUGUAAAAUAGGUUCUAGCGGAAUACCUCUGCGGCUGGUUACGAAUCUCUUUAGUUUAGAUUUGCCCCAGGAUUGGCAGCUGUACCAGUACCAUGUCACGUAUAGCCCAGACUUAGCCUCUAGGAGGCUGAAGAUUGCUUUGCUUUAUAGUCACAGCAAACUCAUAGACAAGACAAAAGCAUUUGAUGGCACCAGCCUUUUCCUCUCAGAAAAGCUAGACCAAAAGGUCACAGAACUGACAUGUGACACGCAAAGAGGCGAGACUGUGAGGAUCACGCUCACGCUCACCAGCCAGCUGCCCUUCACCUCCCCGGUGUGCAUUCACUUCUUCAACAUCAUCUUCAAGAAGCUCUUUAAAAAGCUGAAAAUGUACCAGAUUGGACGGAACUUCUAUAAGCCUUCAGAACCAGUGGAGAUCCCCCAGUACAAGUUGUCCCUGUGGCCUGGCUUUGCCUUUUCUGUGUCCCACUUUGAAAGCAGACUCCUGUUAAAUGCUGACGUGAGCUACAAAGUCCUGCGAAAUGAGACUGUUCUGGAAUUCAUGACUGAUCUCUGCCUCAGAGCCGGCACCUCCCACUUCACUGAGACAUGCCAGAAACAGCUGGUGGGGCUCAUUGUCCUCACCCGAUACAACAACAAAACAUACCGUAUUGACGACAUCGACUGGUCUGUGAAGCCCACACAAGCCUUUCAGAAGCGGGACGGCUCUGAGAUCACGUACAUGGAUUACUACAAGCAGCAAUACAAUAUCACCUUAUCUGACCUAAAUCAGCCAGUGCUUGUUAGUCUGCUGAAAAGAAAGAGGAAUGAUAACAUGGAGCCUCGGAUGGUCCACCUGAUCCCGGAGCUCUGCUUUCUCACAGGCAUGUCUAGCCAGGCAACCUCAGAUUUCCACCUGAUGAGGGCAGUGGCUGAAGAAACUCGGCUCAGUCCUAUGGCGCGGCAGCAGCAGCUGGCCCGGCUUGUGGAUGACAUGCAGAGGAACCAAGUGGUUCGCUUUGAGCUUGAGAGCUGGGGACUGCAGUUUGGAAACCAGAUGUCCCUGACUGGCCGAGUAGUUCCUUCUGAGAAGAUACUGCUGCAGGACCACACAUGUCACCCCGCGUCUGCUGCUGAUUGGUCCAAGGAUAUGCGCUCCUGCAGAGUUUUGAGUUCUGAGCCUUUGAACAGAUGGUUGGUCAUAUGCUGCAGCAGGGCUGAGAACCUGAUUGAAGGCCUCCUGAGCUGCUUGAGGAGAGUUGGUGGUCCCAUGGGGUUUAAUGUGAGCUACCCCAAAAUCAUAAAAGUAGACGAAAGACCUGCAGCGUUCCUCCGAGCCAUCCAGCUCCACGUCGACCCUGAUGUGCAGCUGGUGAUGUGCAUUCUACCUUCUAAUCAGAAGAACUACUAUGACUCCAUUAAAAAAUACCUGAGCUCUGACUGCCCGAUCCCAAGCCAGUGUGUGCUCUCCCGGACCCUGACUAAGCAAGGAAUGAUGAUGAGUGUGGCCACCAAGAUCGCCUUGCAGAUGACCUGCAAACUUGGUGGCGAGCUGUGGGCUGUGGAGAUUCCGUUGAAGUCCCUGAUGGUGGUGGGUGUUGAUAUCUGCAGAGAUGCUCUCAACAAGGAUGUGACAGUUGUCGGGUUUGUAGCCAGCAUUAACUCCAGGCUCACCAGGUGGUUUUCCCGAUGUGUUCUCCAGAGAAGGGCAGCCGACAUUGCAGAUUGCUUAAAAGUCUGCAUGACUGGAGCUCUCAACAAGUGGUACAAGCACAACCAUGAUUUGCCUUCGCGGAUAAUCGUGUACCGAGAUGGCGUAGGGAACGGGCAGCUGAAGGCGGUGCUGGAAUAUGAAAUCCCGCAGCUGCUGAGCAGCGUGGCUGAGUGUGGCUCAGGUGCCAGGUAUUGCAGACUCUCAGUGGUUGUGGUGAGGAAGAGAUGCCUGCUGCGGUUCUUCUCCGAGACAGACCGCACCGUAAAGAACCCCCCGCUCGGCACUGUUGUGGACUCGGAAGCAACACGCACUGAGUGGUAUGACUUCUACUUGGUCAGCCAGACUACUAACAGGGGAACUGUUAGUCCCACAUACUAUAACGUCAUCUAUGACGACAAUGGCUUGAAGCCUGACCACAUGCAGAGACUGACCUUCAAACUAUGCCAUCUCUACUACAACUGGCAGGGCUUAAUCAGUGUCCCUGCACCCUGCCAGUACGCACACAAGCUGACCUUCCUGGUGGCACAAAGCAUUCAUAAGGAACCAAGUUUGGAAUUAGCCAAUAAUCUCUUCUACCUGUAA